Messenger RNA from Diachasmimorpha longicaudata, 2728 nucleotides. RefSeq names its product trans-Golgi network integral membrane protein 2-like. The transcript is spliced from 3 exons. Lineage: Eukaryota; Metazoa; Arthropoda; Insecta; Hymenoptera; Braconidae. Bases 316 to 1764 code for a protein of 482 amino acids. The record is from RefSeq and is a predicted model, not a curated record.
AAUAUUCCCAGUGGAUGAGUUGUUUUCUGUAGUUUCUGACCGGUGCAUCAUCACUUCUGGGUGUGCAUUUUCCUCAUAAAAAAUAUUAGUUACCCUCUCACCCCGUUCAGUCCGUCGACCAAACUGAAAAUUUUAAUCACCAAAUGUGAACUCUGCGAAGAAAUAAACUCGGGUACCAGUUACUCUCUACCUCUCAUCAGAAAACGGUUCUACUCCGGGGUUGACGUGAGUUCCAAGAAUGCUGACGAGGUCUGUCUAACCGCAAUCAAAUUUCAAACAAAUUCAUCGGAGAGAACUACAUCUAACUAAUUCGCGAUGAUCUUCAAGGCGUUAAUCAUAUUAUGUCUGCUAGUUUUCCAAUGCUCCAAGAGUUCUGGGGCUGCUCUUGCUCCCACUAUUCUGGCGGUAAUGAACGCAGAUAUGCAGAGCAAUAGCUCCAACAUUUGCUCAACCGCAAAGGAAAUUUUGGACUCAGAGUAUGUAAAAGCAUGUAAUAAUCUAGCAUUUCCUGCAAAAAAUGCCAAAUUAGAAGGAAAUUAUGAUACGUUUUUGUGCCUGGCUCUAUACGACAGGGCCUUUCAAAUAUGUCAUGCUGAUAGUCGUGGUCUUGAAAUACCGAUAUUGAAAAAUAAAUCAGCCUUUGAUCAACUAAUAACCGACGAUAUUAAGAAUUCUACCAUCUUCAGUGUGUGCGAAACUUUUGCGACCAUUUCUCCAGCAACUCUGGAAAAGACAAAGUCAUUUGUUGAAAUUUUGUCGGCGCGUCUGAAGCUAGGUGUACCGUGUGUUGGAAUUUGCGCCAAGGGAGAUCGAGAGAUCAAUCCACUGUGUUUGGUAAUUCAAGCUAUCGACACGGAGAUUAAGAAAGCUGAAGAGAAUAAGAAGAAUGAAGAACAGAAAACGAAAGAAGGAAAAGUUGAUGAUGUUCAGGGGAGCAUGAAGGGGAUGAAUGCGUCAAAACCUGUGGCUCCAGUGGCGAAUCCUCAGGAGAAUGAGAAACCUUCAGGUGGUGACAAGGUAGGGACAGGAAGUGCUCUCAGUAAGGAUCAAUCAGCUGCUGCGGAUUCCCAGAACGCUGGGGUUAAGCCGGUGGAGACGAAGCCUGAUGAGAAGACUAAACCUGCAUCCUCUCAAGUAAAGGAUCAAUCUGCGAAUAACGAGAAGAAAACUGCGGGAGAGCAUCAAGGUUCUCCGAGUCAGACCCAGCAUACAUCUGCCGCGAGUGCAAAGGGCAAGACGGAGGGGCCGAAGACGGAUGACAAGUCCAAGAGUCAGGUGACACCUUCGGGACAGGUGCAGACGGAGAAGCCUGCAUCCACGCUCUCCGCGAAUACUGGGGAAGGUGAAGGCGUUCAAUUGGAGGGAGACGAGGAGUUUAAAGGAGGUCCCCAAGAGGUCUCUCCGGGUGAUAUGGAAUUCAAUGAGGACGAAGACCCAACGCAUCAAAAUUCGGGAAAAACCCAGGGAAAGAACGUGGACCGCUCCGAUCAAUCUGAAAACAUUGCCAAGCCCCUCAGUAUAACCCCUGACGAUGACUCUCACUUCUUUGGGUAUUUCAUGCUCGUCGGGCUCGUCGGUAUCGGCCUCUUUGCUGCCUACCAUCAUAAGCACAAGAUUUUCGCGAUGCUCCUGGAGGGCAGAAAAUCCCGAGGUGGUCGAGGAAGAAGGAGGCCGAGCACAGCGAAUUACAGGAAGCUGGAUUGUACGUUGGAGGAGGCUGUGACAUCCCAGUGCAGUUCAAAUGUGACUCAUGUCAUUUAUUAAUUCUUGAUCAGGCUAUCUCGUAUAAUUCAAUGUCUGUGAGAGAGUUUUGUUUUUUCUUUUUGUAAUUUUAGUAGAUUCAGACAAAUGCACAUAUUGGAGGAAUUUCCCAAGUUUUAUGCAUUUCAUUGGCCAAGGUGUUUGGGUGAAGUUAGUAGAGAAAAUCUGGAGUCGACGAAAUUCUCUUGCAAUGGUGCGAGAGUGGAAUAUUUGGCUUUCUUGAUAUUCUUUUGGAAUUCAUAGAUAUUCUUCUUAUUAAGAAUUUCUUGAAAUUCUUUUAGAAUAUCUAUAAAUCCAAGGAAUCAAUCGUCAAAUGAUUAUAUUACUCCACUACUUGUUUAAUGUUUUCAAUAGUAUAUAGCAUCGAAUCUCGCAAUUCCAAACAGCGCAAAAUUUAUAAUUAACGAUUCCGAGAUCAUGAGUAUGGAGAGAUCUAGUGUAAAUAAGAUUAGAAAAUGGUUAUCGGGAAUCCGUUGAAUGGUUCGACGUUCAUUUAUGGAAGUUGUGUAGAAUAAGUAUCAGUGAGAAUGUUGAUAAUGAGAUACUGUAAACAUGAAAAAAAAGCAUCGAUGAUUCAUACCCAGCCAAUCAUAAAGUAUGAACCAGUAGCUUUUCAAAAUUAUUAAUUAAAUAUUCAUUAGAAUGAUUUAACUGUACUACUUAUGAUAUCAAAUAUCGAAUUUAUACUUUUACAUCAUUUAUGUCGAUUAAUUUUCAUAGAAAAGUUAAAAUCUAUAAACUUUAUCCUAUUGAAUAUCGCAUAUAAUUGUAUUGUUUGGACGAUGUUUUAAUUGAAAUUUCAAUUUUUUAUCUCUUCGGAAAUUCGUUGCAGUAUUUCAUUCCUUUCAUAGCCAUAAUCGUUGGCUGGGUAUGAAUCCGAGAAAUCCAAAACGAUAAUGUAUAAAUGAUUUCAUAAUUUUUACGCUAAUAAAAGUUGAGAGGACCUUUAUUUUUCCUAAGCGAAUAA